Messenger RNA from Dermacentor silvarum, 2718 nucleotides. RefSeq lists its product as uncharacterized. The record is from RefSeq and is a predicted model, not a curated record. Lineage: Eukaryota; Metazoa; Arthropoda; Arachnida; Ixodida; Ixodidae. The transcript has 9 exons. The coding region runs from base 138 to 2357 and encodes 739 amino acids.
UUAUCGCGUUUUCGUGCUUUCAUUUCUGGAAUCCGUUUUCGGGGAGGAGUUCACGGCUGCGUAAGGACCACGCUCUUAAAGAGCAUAUAGCCGCCGAAUCGUGCGCGGCAGCAUCGGGCUCUAGUGAGCACAGCCUGAUGAGCGACAUGUCGGACACGAGACCUUCGUCACUUGUGUACCACCGCCAGACCUCAGGCGUAGAGAUGGUAAUGCUGGUGAACCCACGCAAUGGGACCCGACAAGAGGUUCCCGUCCAGUGCACGCAAACGCCCACACGGCCCUGUGACAUGCUUGCUUGUCUGCACACCCUGAAUGACUUUCUGGUCGCCAUUGGAGCGGAAGUCAAGGAAGUCGCUUUCCGGAAGAUCGCAAUCACUGAUCGGCAAAUACUUCUCCGCGGAAGAAACUUCAGUUCCGAAUACGUUCGUGACGCGGUCCUCACCUUGUACUGUCUACUGUCUAAGCACCGCUGCGUCGACGCCAUGGACAUGAAGGUUCUCCGGAAUUUGCCGCAGUCCACCAGAUUUCAAUCGACUUUCUGGAGAUUCCUGGGGUGCCACUCCUGGGUGACUUGCCUCGAGCUGGUGAGAUGCGUCCCAAUGAGAGAUUGCAUUCCAAGCAUCAUCACCGCCAUAAGUGACCUGCUGGUGAAACAGCUGAUUCAGCUGACGCUGCGCGAAAUUUACCUGGAGGGCGUGACAGAGUAUCUGCUGGAUGUCCUGGAAAAAGCCUUUCACAAUACUCGUACUCUCAGGACGCUCAGCAUCUCCCACGUCGGUUACUGUACCAAAUCACAGGGCCUAACGGAGGCAGAUGUGCUCAUUGACCAAGCCAUUGUUCGAGGCAUUGCCAACAACCCAAUGGUGACCAACCUUACCUUUGCCUUCUGCUAUCCCCGGGACGCCUGCCAGGCCAGCAUCAAACGGCUGCUCGCAAAUACUACUACCCUAACCAAUCUCACUAUUACCCACUGGGCGCUCCACGAUAGAGCAUUCAGUGUAAAGGAUAUCAUAGGCGCACUUUCAGCUAACCGUACCAUAACCAGCCUUACCCUGAAAGACCUUAACUUGGGCCCACUGGAAAAAGAGAAGCUAGCAGAGCUCCUGAACUCCAACAGAACACUACAGUAUGUGGCCUUCUUGACACGCAGGACGAGCUUGGAGGGAGCUUCCACUUCUCAGGUGCCGCGGCCACAUGUAGACGCCCUUGUCAAGGCCCUGAAGAAGACAAAGUCUCUCGAACAACUGGAACUGAACUGGAGCUUCUCGCUGCAAGAGAUUCGUCAUCUCGCGCAGGCGGUUCAUGGUAAGGAGCUGCGACUGCACUUUCUGAAGAUCUCCUUGGACAAACCGGAAUCUUUUCUCGGAAUCCUCGACGGUGUCCCCGGAAGCCGCAAUGUCGUAUUCGGAGAGUGCAGUUUCCUUGAAGGACCGUUUCUCCCCAUGAUUCCCGCGAGGCAAGUCCCGGCCAAACAACCGCUGUGCUCCAGCACUAUCUGCACCAUUUCGCUUAACAACUUGUGUCGGGUGCUAGCCGGCGACGGUGGUGACCGCAUCAGAUGGCUUGAGCUACGGCCUUGUGCGAACUCCUGCCCUGAAGUCAGACACUACCUGGCUUCGUACCUGGCCUCUACGCGCAGGCUACGGAUGCUCCACGUGGAAAUCAAGAACGAUCCAGAAUUAGUGACCGCUGUUUUCCACGGCCUAGUGGACAACAGUAGCAUCGAGCAUCUCUACAUAUAUGCUGGCUGCAAUAUCGACGAAAAGAGCGUUGAAUUGUUCAGCGGCUGGCUCUGCACCAAUCGACGGUUGCACUCGCUGGAGGUUUCGUAUUCCUACCGCGGCGGAGAACAUUUCGCUCAAGCACUGGCCGAGUCAAUGGAUCGCAACUUUGCACUGACGUCCAUAACUCUGCAUGCGGCUGACGGACCAUACUAUGAACACCUCUGUAACCUGACCUGGCGCAACCAAGGACUUCUGCACUGUGCAGCCGGAUUCGUUCUGGGCUGCACUCAGAUGCGUGCGGCGAAGGCCUAUGGUCUUCUUGCACGGCACCCGCUGCUUCUACAGACAGUCCUAAAAAGCUGUACCCUCAGCAACCGGGAGCUGAGGGCGAGGUUUUGGACAGCCGAGAAUUUCCGGCGCAGGGAGUUCUGGCGACACGCCGGAAUCGUGAGAGGCGAGCUGGUCUGCAACCAACCGCAGUGCGAUGGCGACAGCCAACUGCCGGAGGCCCCACUUCAGCUGGAUGACCUCGGCCCGUACAUGCUGGAUCACAUCUGCUCCUUCCUCACACUGGCUGACGUGUCAAGCGAACAUGAGGAACUUCGAGGCUGGCCUGGCCAACUCGUAGAUUGAACUGUCUGCGGACACGAGGUGACGCAGCACUUGGAGAACACGGCUUGUGACACAACGUUGUGAACGACCGGAUUUUUGAAAACACUUACGUGCGUCACUCUAGUGCUGCUCUUUGGCUUUGACAAUGCAAGUUCACAUUUUUGCGGCCUCUGCAGAGUGUGCCGGUUUUUACUUGGUAUUGAGAGCUCUUUACACCAGUGUGCCUUGUUAGAGGGCAGCAAUUUUAAAGGGGCUGCGUUGAAAACGCAGAAGGAGCAAUACUUGAAGACGAAGAAAAAAAUAGCAACUGCAGCACCCAUUUUAGCAUUUUAAUGAUAUUGCAGCGUAAAGACAUGGAUUAUCCGCAAUAAAGUUGAGUUUA